AUGUCUGCUGUGUCACGUAUAGCUCAGACCCUGAGAUACUUUGCCACAGCGUUUUUUUGUUACGUACUCGAAGUAGCAACCUCAUGUUGGCGGACCCUUCGUUACAAGUUACGAAAUGCGAGAACGCCUGCUGACCAACUACGGAGUGACUUGUGGCAUGCAAAAACGUAUAAGGAAUGGGCAGCUAAAGCUCAUGAAUUGGACUUACUUUUAGGAAAUGAUGCAUGGAAAGAAGAUCCAAAUUCACCAUUUUAUGAUAGCGAAUUGAUAAAAUAUCGACUGGAUUAUCUAAAACAAAUACGAAUGAACAAUGAUGUGACAGACAUGAUCUACUUAUUACGAUCAGGCUUGCUACGAAAUUUGGGUGGAUUAAAUGACCCAAAAUUAUUUGAACGAUCAUAUUUAGGAACCAAAAAGCUAAUAGAAGAUUACACCCAGGAAGUAGUACGCCAGCUCGAGUAUAUUGGCAACACAGAUUUGCAACUUCGGUCCAAAAUUGAUUUUUAUUAUGAGACACGACAGAGUUUUGGGUGCACUGCGUUAGUACUUUAUGGGGGUGCUACUUUCGGCCUUUACCAUUUGGGAGUUUGUAAGGCAUUAAAUGAGAAUGGGUUGUUGCCAAGAAUUAUUAGCGGAACUGCGAUUGGCGCUUUGAUUGCUGCUCUUGUUUGUAUUCACACAGAUGAAGAAUUACCGGCUGUUUUUAAACCUGGUGGCAUUGACCUUGGUGCGUUCAGCAGAGUUGGCCAAAAAGGAAACAUCCAGCGAAAAAUUAGUCGAUUCUUGAAGCAUGGUUAUCUUAUGGAUGUCAAGGUUUUGGAAGAAUGUGUGAGAAGCAAUGUCGAGGAUCUCACUUUCGAAGAAGCGUUUGCAAGAACAAACCGAGUUCUCAAUAUCACCGUCUCAUCCACAAGAAAAUACGAAGUUCCUCAACUUCUUAAUUACUUGACAGCUCCAAAUGUCUUGAUACGCAGCGCGGCUCUUGCUUCGGCUGCAAUGAUGGGUCUCUAUAGUAGUGUCGAACUGUUGGCUAAAGAUAAAACUGGCGCUAUUGUGCCUUGGGCGCCCACAAGCAAUGAAUCCCCAUUCCAAAGAAUCACCGAACUAUUCAACGUGAAUCACUUUAUUGUGUCCCAAGCAAAUCCAUAUAUUGUUCCGUUUAUGCCACAAGAGCCAAUGUCACGAACCGGAAGAAUUUUGUACAAAUGUGGUCAUUUUAUCUCAUCUGAAUUUAGACAUCGAAUAUUGCAGUUGGAGCAUAUGCGGUUAAUUCCAAAGUUACUUCGAGGCAUGGUUGACGAUAAAGUAUCAGGAAACGUCACUAUAGUACCACAUCUCUCUUUUAAGGACUUUAAAGAGCUUUUCUCAAAUCCAACUGCUGGUUCCUUAGACUCCUGGAUUCUGAAAGGCGAACAAUCUACAUGGCCAGUAUUAGCAUUAAUCAGAAAUCGGUGCAUGAUAGAGCUGGCUCUGGAUCGGACUUAUAUUAACUUUAAAGCUGCAUCGAGUGAACGUGUAAUUCAGCAUGACUCGAAUCAAAAUGAUACCAGGGAAAGAAACGGACCGAGAAAGCGGACAAAAUCUAUGCAUUGA
This is a messenger RNA of Ambispora gerdemannii, 1593 nucleotides long. Lineage: Eukaryota; Fungi; Glomeromycota; Glomeromycetes; Archaeosporales; Ambisporaceae. The record is from the annotation of a GenBank genome assembly.